AUGUGCCGUCCCCACCUGCGGCUAAGGCCCAGAGCGCUGGGCGGCCUCAGGGGUGGUGCGGGCCAGCCCCGGCCGGAUUAGGAGCAGGGCUGGGUUUAGACUGCACAUGAGCUUCGUGAGAUCUGGCGGCUGCCCCACAUUUCAGUGCAAUUCUCAGCUGUGGUCCUGACUCCUGUCAGCCUGGUGCACAUAGGUAGGUGCCCUUUACGUGGAGGGCAGGCAGCCUCUGCGGUGGAACUCCCGGAGAGGAUGGUGACUCCCUGGCGCUUCUCUGUCCGGGUCUGCUUGUCACACCUCCGGGGUUUUGAGCUCAGAAAGGAACUCAGUCUUUUAAGACCCUCUGGACGAAAUUCCAGACUGUGUUGGCUUCUGCUUGGCACUUUGCCCAAAUUCGUCUCAGUCUGUGGGGACAUUGGUGACGGGGUCCCUGAGCCCUUGUGUCAGCGAAGGGCCAGCUGGGGUGAACUGGCUGAAAAUGGGCCCCUGGAAAGAGUCCCCCACGAGGGGCGGCUCGGCUGCCUCCUUCUGUACCUCCGGAUUGGGCUCCGGGCUGGGGCUCUCUUGGUGAAAUUCUUCCCCCUCCUUCUACUCUACCCUCUCACCUACCUGGCUCCCAGCAUCUCCAGCCUCUGGCUCCACCUGCUUCUGAAAGCCACCGAGACCUCAGGCCCAACGUAUAUCAAACUGGGCCAGUGGGCCAGCACCCGGCGAGACCUUUUCUCAGAGGCUUUCUGUGCCCAGUUCUCCAAGCUGCAUGUCCGGGUGACCCCACACCCUUGGAUCCACACUGAGCACAUCCUGCAGCAGGCCUUUGGGGAGGACUGGGGGAAGGUCCUGUGCUUUGAGAAGCAGGAACCUGUGGGCUCAGGCUGCGUGGCCCAAGUGUACAAAGCACGUGCCAAUCCUGCCUUCCUGGAGAAUGACAGCAUCCAGAGACUUGCCAAGGCCUCCAGGCUUCGGCCUUGUUCAGAUGCCCGUGGGGGGCUGGGAGAGCUCUUUGGACACCUGGAGAAGGAGUGGGGAUCUCAAGGAAGUCUUGCUGACCAGUCGUUUCUAGAAAAGCUGCUUCUCCCUCAAGCUGACCUGGUUGGAUCAGACGCAGUUGUGUCUCAGGCUUCGGCACCUGCCCACCUACCUGAACCACAUCACCUCAUCCCGGUGGCAGUGAAAGUAUUGCACCCUGGCCUGCUCUCUCAGGUGAGAAUGGACCUGCUGCUGAUGAAGAUGGGCAGCCAAGUCCUUGCACUUUUGCCAGGAAUCAAGUGGCUUAGCUUGCCUGAGAUAGUGGAGGAAUUUGAGAAGCUCAUGGUCCAACAGAUCGACCUGCGCUACGAAGCUCGGAAUCUCGAGCACUUCCAGUGCAACUUCCUGAACGUGAAGUCUGUCAGAUUCCCCACUCCUCUGCAUCCCUUUGUCACCAGGGAUGUUUUGGUGGAAACAUAUGAAGAGAGUGUGCCCGUGUCCAGUUACCAGCAGGCAGGGAUUCCCGUGGACUUGAAGAGGAAGAUUGCUCGGCUGGGGAUCGACAUGCUCCUGAAGAUGAUAUUUGUGGACAACUUUGUCCAUGCGGACCUUCACCCUGGGAACAUCCUGGUCCAGGGUGCCGAUGGUCUUUCCAAGAGCCAAGAGGCACAGCUGCAGCAGGCGGAUGUUUGUGACACACUGGUGGUGUCCAUGACGCCUGCCCGGUGCCCACUGCGCCUGGUGCUCCUGGAUGCUGGUAUUGUGGCUGAGCUGCGGGCUGCUGAUCUGAGGAACUUCCAUGCAGUCUUCAUGGCCGUGGCAAUGGGGCAGGGCCAAAGAGUGGCUGAGCUCAUCCUGCAUCACGCUCGAGCCAGUGAGUGCAAGGACGUGGAGCGAUUCAAGGCUGAGAUGGCCGCACUAGUAACGCAGGCCAGGAAGAACACUAUCACCCUGGAAAAGCUCCAAGUUUCCAGCCUUCUCUCGAAUGUCUUUAAGUUACUGAUGACUCACAAGGUAAAGCUUGAGAGCAACUUCGCCUCCAUUGUGUUUGCCAUCAUGGUGCUCGAGGGGCUUGGUCGCUCACUGGACCCCAAACUGGACAUCCUGGAGGCAGCCAAGCCCUUCUUGCUGAAAGGGCCAGUGUCUUCCCCCUGACCGGCAGUGGGCAUGCUGCAGGCGUGCAGUGGGCCUUCCUCUCGGAACUGAAGGCUCCUCCCAACAGCCUCUCCUGGGGCAGCGAGAACACUUACAAAUUGGGAUGUGUGGAGGGCAUGCAUUGCUUUUCUCUCUGAUUUGGCUUUAGGCAUCUGUUUAAAUAGCUUUGUGUUACUUGGGGAAGUAAAGGGAGGGAAGGUUCCUAUCUAUCCAGUUGUAGGAGCUGGGCCUGGUGGGAGACUAUUUCAGGGAAAAGGUUCUGUGGAGGACAAAUAAACUCAAAUUAUUUUGUUUUC
Myotis brandtii (Brandt's bat) is the source of this 2414-nucleotide messenger RNA. RefSeq names its product aarF domain containing kinase 2 (gene ADCK2). The transcript has 8 exons. NCBI's taxonomy places the organism in Eukaryota, Metazoa, Chordata, Mammalia, Chiroptera, Vespertilionidae. Gene Ontology annotation, cellular component: mitochondrion. The record is from RefSeq and is a predicted model, not a curated record. The coding region runs from base 250 to 2118 and encodes 622 amino acids.